AUAUCCUCCUUGCAAACCAAACUAAACAUUACCGUCCAAUCGGUUUGAAUCGGUUUCAAUCGGGUUAGCUCUAGCAAGCCUUGAAGCUAAAUCACAUAAGGGGCCGGCUUAAUGCUGCGAGGAACGCUGAGGAGCCUUGCCUGGUCACUCCUGUCAGCAUCCGUCUUUGUUGAUCUUGCUCUUGCCUUCCAAGUUCAUCCCAUGAGGUUGUUGCGACCGAGUUUCGUCGUCAAGAAUGCUGCCGUGUCCUUCCGCGCCCGAUCAAGGCGCCUCGGAUCCAGGAUGUUGGCGUCGGUCGCUCCAUCCGACGUGGAGAAACCGAUCCUGGAGGAGGAGCUCAUCACGAGCUUCGACGGGAAGUCAAAGUUCAUCAAGGUCAUGAUGGAACGCGGGUUUCUGCACUCGUGCACCAACAUCGAAGCUCUUGAUGAGAAGAUGACAAGCGAGACUGUCAAGGCCUACCUCGGCUUCGACGCGACGGCCAAGUCCCUCCAUGUCGGCAGUCUACUGCAGAUCAUGAUACUCCGGCACUUGCAGCAGUGCGGGCACAAGCCCAUCGUCCUGCUAGGUGGAGGAACCACCAAGGUAGGAGAUCCGACAGGUAAGGAUCAGAGCAGGAAGAUGCUCUCAGACCAAGACAUCCAGGACAACGUCAACGGCAUCAAGACCGUCUUUGAGAAGUUCUUGAAGUUUGGCGAUGGACCCACGGAUGCACUGCUGGUCAACAACGACGAGUGGCUGUCCAGCAUCCGCUACCUCGACUUCCUCCGGGAGUACGGUCCGCUGUUCACCAUCAACCGCAUGCUCAACUUCGAGAGCGUGAAGCUGAGGCUCGAGAGAGAGUCUCCCCUCACCUUCCUCGAGUUCAACUACAUGAUCCUCCAAGCCUAUGACUUCCUCGAGCUCAACCGCCGCUACGGCUGCUCGUUGCAGCUCGGAGGGUCAGACCAGUGGGGGAACAUGGUGAACGGAGUGGAGCUGACAAGGCGAGCGAACAGCAAGCAGGUGUUCGCCAUGACGGCCCCGCUGAUCACCACCUCCGACGGGAAGAAGAUGGGGAAGAGCGAGGGAGGAGCCGUGUGGCUCAACGCCGACAUGCUGCCUCCCUACGACUACUGGCAGUUCUGGAGGAACACCCAGGACGCGGACGUUGUGAGGUUCUUGAAGCUCUUCACUGAGCUCCCGAUGGAGAAGAUUGAGGAGCUUUCUAAGCUUGAAGGGGCAGCAAUCAAUGAUGCCAAGAAGAUCCUUGCAGACGAAUGCACGCGCAUGCUGCACGGGGAGGAGGUUCUUCCUUCGAUCCACGAGACUGCCUCUGCUCUCUUCGCCGGAAAGAGCGGAAACCUCGACGACCUCCCCAAGGUGUCGAUCUCAAAGGAGGAUGUCGAUAAGGGCAUUCCCCUCAUCGACCUCUUCCUUCAGCUUGGCUUCGCCUCCUCCAAGAACGAAAUCAGGAAGCUCAUCCAAGGAGGAGGCGUUCGCCUCAACGACGAGAAAGUGCAGGACGUCAACAUGAUGCUCACCGCAGACGCGCUCAACAACAAUCAGGCCAAGCUCUCGGUAGGAAAGAAGAAGCACGGGCUCGUCGUCCUCGAGUGAUCAGACAGUCGGGCGCUGCGGGUAGUUGGGGUUGGGCUGCUUGGAGGGCAGUCCCCCUACAAGAGAAUAAGAGGCGGG
Molecule: messenger RNA, 1677 nt
Organism: Guillardia theta CCMP2712
Lineage: Eukaryota; Cryptophyceae; Pyrenomonadales; Geminigeraceae
Product: Tyrosyl-tRNA synthetase
Exons: 13
Coding region: 112-1599 (495 amino acids)
Biological process (GO): tyrosyl-tRNA aminoacylation
Cellular component (GO): cytosol
Molecular function (GO): ATP binding; RNA binding; tyrosine-tRNA ligase activity
Source: RefSeq, a predicted model, not a curated record